AUGGAGACUUUUGAACCUCUUUGUUCCUCGUUCCAGAAAACGAUCCGGGAAGUCGAUUACGGCGAUUCGUUUAUCAAAAUCAAAGCAGGGUCUCUCUAUGGUCUUCCCAUUGUUAUUGAAAGCCCUAAAACUGUAAUUUAUUGGUGUUUUCGUCCAGUCUACUAUGAUAUUGAUUUCCAAAUCACCAGGGAGUCAAAAAACAAUCAACUAGAUGAUAUCCUCCCACUAGCUCACUAUCCGGGAAAUACUGCAUCGGAAGGUAAACAAAUUGCGGAAGAGCCGGGUGUAUACUAUCUUGUGUGGGAUAACCGCAUGUCUUGGCUCCGAGAGAAGACUGUUGUCUACUCGGUGAAAUUAGUGCUUCCUGAUAAUGGAAUGAAGGAUAAAAUUGAAUGUGCUUCCUGUGAUAACUGGACGCGUGUUGUAGAAGACGCAGAGAAUGAACUCUUCGCAAUCAAAGCAUUCUACGCUCAGCGAAACGCAAAGAAGGAAUCGCUUGCACACGAAAUCCUCGAAAUCGAGAAGGACCAAGCGGCUUGUGAGGAGGAAAUCGCGUUGCUGAAGCAAAAGAUCAAAGCAGAGCGCGAGUACAUUCAGGAGAUUAAAGCGAUGUCUGGCUUUUUGGUGGAGGAUCAGCGCAUAUUUUCCAUAGCGAAUGUGAAUCGCUAUCUGAAUCGAUUGAUUCAUCAGGAUUCAGUUUGGCAGAGAUUGUUCCGCGAAGAUAACUCGCGAAAUUUGACGAUUGUGUUGCAGAAUGAAUGGCUACGUGAGGAGUGGAAGAAAGUCUAUCCCGAUAUGCCCAUUCCCAAUUCAAGUGUUUGUUAG
Molecule: messenger RNA, 825 nt
Organism: Blastocystis hominis
Lineage: Eukaryota; Bigyra; Opalinata; Blastocystidae
Exons: 6
Coding region: 1-825 (274 amino acids)
Cellular component (GO): cytoplasm
Source: RefSeq, a predicted model, not a curated record